AUGAGUCAACACAACAUCCUUGAAGCUCUUAACGUCCGGGUCGUGGGUACGGGCGAUCGGAUCCUGGUUUUCGCCCACGGGUUCGGUACGGACCAAUCCGCUUGGCACCUAAUUCUCCCUUACUUCACUCCGACUUACAGAGUCGUCCUCUACGACCUCGUUUGCGCCGGCAGCGUCAAUCCCGAUUACUUCGAUUUCAACCGAUACACGACGCUCGACGCCUACGUCGAUGAUCUCCUCAACAUCGUCGAUUCACUCGGCAUCCAGAAUUGCGCCUACGUAGGCCACUCUGUUUCGGCUAUGAUCGGAAUCAUAGCUUCGAUCCGGCGACCGGAGCUUUUCUCGAAGCUUAUCCUAAUCGGAGCUUCCCCUAGGUUUCUCAACGAUGUCGAUUACCAUGGGGGAUUCGAGGAAGGGGAGAUCGAGAAGGUUUUCUCAGCUAUGGAGGCUAAUUACGAGGCUUGGGUCCAGGGAUUCGCGCCGCUGGCCGUUGGAGCUGAUGUUCCGGCGGCGGUUAGAGAAUUUAGCCGGACUCUGUUCAAUAUGCGUCCGGAUAUAUCUCUGUUCGUCUCCAGGACGGUGUUCAACAGCGAUCUGAGAGGUGUGCUUGGAUUAGUGAGAGUCCCUUCUUGUGUGAUUCAGACGGCGAAGGACGUCUCCGUGCCUGCUUCGGUGGCGGAGUAUCUGAGGGCUCAUCUCGGCGGAGAUACAACCGUGGAGACGCUCAGGACUGAAGGACAUUUGCCCCAUCUCAGUGCUCCGUCGCAGCUCGCUCAGUUUCUCCGGCGAGCACUUCCUCGGUGA
Messenger RNA from Microthlaspi erraticum, 804 nucleotides. NCBI's taxonomy places the organism in Eukaryota, Viridiplantae, Streptophyta, Magnoliopsida, Brassicales, Brassicaceae. The record is from the annotation of a GenBank genome assembly.